GCGGCUGUCAGGGUGAAAACACUGAAGCUCUGCUGAACACGGACGUUCGGGAGGAACUCAGCGACACUGAUCUACUCAAACACCGGGCUCCGUCUUCAUCUUCUUCUUCUUCAUCUUCUUCUUCUUCUUUGUUGUUGUUGUUGUUGUUGAUCAUGAAAGCCAUCAGUCCCGUCCGCUCGGUGAGGAGCUGCUACAAGGCCGUGUGCUGCAUCUCGGAGCAGAGUCUCACCAUCAGCCGGAAUAACAAGCACUCGUGUCUGGAGGAGCCGGCGAACGCGCUGUGCGACAUGAACGACUGCUACUCGAAGCUGAAGGAGCUGGUGCCGAGUAUCCCGCAGAACAAGUCCGUGAGCCAGGUGGAGAUCCUGCAGCACGUCAUCGACUACAUCUUCGACCUGCAGAUCGCGCUGGAGGCGGAAGACGCGAGCGCGCCGGAGAUGGUUCUGUCAAUAAAGACUGCGGACCUCACUCAUAAUUUCUCCAAAGAAGAAAAACGGUUGUGCCACUAGGACGACGAUGACAUAUAAGGUGCAGGGAAACACAUGUCUCCACUUCAGUCCGGGCAAGAGGACAAGAGGGGCAGAGAGGGUGGGAUAGGUAUUUGAGAGAAGAGAAGAAGGAGGAGGAGGAGGAGGAGGAGG
Molecule: messenger RNA, 641 nt
Organism: Solea senegalensis (Senegalese sole)
Lineage: Eukaryota; Metazoa; Chordata; Actinopteri; Pleuronectiformes; Soleidae
Gene: id3
Product: inhibitor of DNA binding 3
Exons: 3
Coding region: 153-509 (118 amino acids)
Biological process (GO): circadian regulation of gene expression; negative regulation of transcription by RNA polymerase II; cell differentiation
Cellular component (GO): cytoplasm; nucleus
Molecular function (GO): protein dimerization activity; transcription regulator activity
Source: RefSeq, a predicted model, not a curated record